ACAUUAUUAUGACGUUACUGGAUGCAUUUUUUUUUCAUCUUAUCCUGGCAGUUGGGUUAAGCAUCUUUACGGAAACACGACCUGUUACACUGUACGUCCCAGUGGUACAGUAAUUAAUAUAUAAUACGCCUGAUAAAUGUAACAGCAGUCUAGAAGUUACAGUAUAAUUAUUAGUUUAUUAUAAAUAUAAUAAACCCGAGGCCUGCUUUUUGAGUCUCUCGUUUUGUCCACUCUCUCUCCCUCUCUUUGGCUUUACGAUCUGUCAUCUUAUUUUACACGAGGUUGCCUCGUAGCUUUACUUCAUUGUAAUCUUCGGAAGCGAAGAAAUCACAUCAAACACGUCUUUACCAAGCAGUCACUGUUAACUGAAACAUGCUCACCUAUUUUAACGUGUAAUGGGAAUCGCUAGAGAGAAUUGGAGAGCUAGCUUAAAGCAGAGAAAGUGGACUAAGAGAGCUUUCUUUUAGCAGAGGUGGAAAGCACGCGCCUUGGUGUUUUCUGGAGGUACUGCGGCGUGAGUAAAGCGGGUAUUUCUGGCAAAUGUCAUCUUCCUAUGGGAUAUAUAAGGUAACGGAACAGAAUAACAUUUGGGUUAGGUGACUAAGACUCAAGCUGAAGCACUUGGUCCAGUUGUUUGUCAGCUGCUGGUCUGCCUUAGAUGUUCAAUACCUCGUUAUUCCACAAGAGGGCGGUAUCGUAUUGGUGUGUCCGCUGAGAGAAGUUCCUGCUCUUCUAGACGUCAACCUUAGUGGCUCGCAGGCUUUAAAGUUAUACUCACAUUAUUAAAUGUAUGACCGCUGAUAUUAAUAUAGUUGUAUGACAGAACUCAGUUGGUCACUAAACUAUAACCUAACACAGAGGCACCAUAAACUGUUAAUUGAGGCAGUCAAGAGCUCUGCAAGGCAAAGGUUCUAUGCACUGCAACCUCCCUUUAUCACUGAAUAUAUUUGAUUUUAUUUAAAUUAGUAAGUAAAGUCAGCAUUACAUGCUGUUACUAAUACGUUUAGCUUAUAUUAUAGUGUGUUUACAGUAUUAGUUUUAGGUUAAGUGUUAUUUCAGCCGAGACUUUGUAAGCCUCCUGUGCAUCACUGUCGCCAUAGCGAGAUGGCUGAAUGUUUGGCAUAGAAACCAGUUCAGGCUUCUUGUUUCGAUGUGGCUUUCUUGCUCUGCAGCUGUCCUCUCGAUGAAGAUUAAAGCGACAGUGACACUACCAAACCAUUACAGUUCAGAUUAGAGGAGAACACUCAAUUCUCUUUCCCCUGUUGGUUCCCUGUAUAAUAUAAAAAAGUGAAUAAAGAGAAAUGAAGUCUGGUCAGAAUCCAUGUUCCAAAAUAUUUGGAAAAGCUUUCAUGUUGCUUUGUAUUAUAUCUAGUAGCUUCUCUAAGCUGCUUGAUUGUUUUUCUGUGCACUGAAAAGCAAUUAGUCCAUCUCCUCUGAACUCUGAGCAUAAUGAUUUGUUUGUCUGUACAAGUUGUGGCUAGGGAGGAGUGGAAUGGCGUGCAUGUGUGUGUGUGUGUCUGUGUGCGUUUCCCAGGGCUGUUCCCCAGACCGUCAGCUGAUAGAGCAGCAGUGGUAGUGUUGGGUUUCAUCAUGCUGUUUAUUCCCCAGUCUUCACUGUGAGUGAAAACAGGGAGGGGACUUUGCUCUUCGGGCAUGUGUGUGUGUGUGUUUGCUGUGGUGCUGACAUCUCUAGACUCGGUAUAAGGCACACAGAGGCACUGUAUGUCCCCACAGGGUAAAAGCACAUCAGCUCCCCUCUACCCUUCCCCUCUGUCAUCCCCGCACCCCCUUCAAUUUCUCUUCACCUCCCCAACACAGCCUGAGGCGUCUCUGUUGUGAAUUCAGCCAACUGCAUCAACAUCAGAGGAGAAUAAUCGCUGGCUGUGUGACUGCGCCGCACUCUUGUUAUUUAUUUCUUUGUUUUGUCUUGUUUUGGGUUGUUUUUUUUCCACCCUCUAGUUUGUUUCUUCUCUUGUCGCUCUCUUCUGGUUCCUCUUUCACCUCCGGCCACAUACUGCGACACUGACUGCCAAAGACAGAUGACCCAAGCUUGGCAUGUGUCUGUGUGUUUAUAUAUGUGGGUGUGUGUACCAGGAGUGGUGUGGUCUGGUUCUAACCCGGUGCUAUUAAUACACCCUAAUGAACAUAAUCUGGAGGGCAGGUUAUCCUCUUAUGUUUGUUGGCUGGGCGUCUAAUGGGAGGAGCAGCGAGUUAGUGAAAGAGGAGGGAAAUGCUGUGCUGUAGUUUCACACUGAGUGCGCCUCCUCUACCAAGCUGCAGUGCCUUCUCUCUCGCUCUGUUGAGAGAAUGGAAGAAAUAGAAAGCUAAGCAAAUGUUUAAAGUUUCGUUUCUCAUCCAAGCCGAUUCCCAUGUAUAUUAACCACCUUCUGUCGCCACCUCUCUGGAUGUGAUGCUCCAGAGAGGAGCGCUGUUAAGUGUGUGUUUGAGUGCAUAUGAAUAUGUACACUGAGUAUACCGGCUGACAAUAGUAUAGGAUUAAAACACAACUUUUGGAGUACAAACACUGGAAGCUUCCCAGUUAUGAACACUCUACCAGCUUACUCAGGAGCUAGAAUAUCUGGCUGUUGGACGCUAAGAUCUGAUGGCAGUGGAGGUGGCGAGGGGUCGCUCGACCGUCUCCUCCCCUCGGUAAGCACAGGCCUCUCGCCCAGGAAAAGGACAACCAGCCAGUGUAAGUCAGAGCCUCCUCUGCUACGCACCUCCAAACGAACAAUCUACACUGCUGGUCGCCCACCCUGGUACAACGAGCAUGGAACACAGUCCAAAGAGGCAUUUGUCAUUGGCCUGUGUGGUGGCAGCGCUUCAGGAAAGACAACUGUAGCAAGGAAAAUCAUAGAAGCUUUAGAUGUACCCUGGGUUGUACUACUCUCAAUGGACUCUUUUUACAAGGUCCUGUCCCCAGAGCAGCAGGCAAUGGCUGCCAGUAACGACUAUAACUUUGACCACCCAGAUGCCUUUGACUUUGAUUUGCUGACACACACCUUGCGCAAACUCAAACAGGGCAAGAGCGUGAAAAUCCCUGUGUAUGACUUUACAACUCACGGGAGACAAAAGGACUGGAAAACAGUUUAUGGAGCCAGUGUUAUCAUCUUUGAGGGAAUCAUGGCCUUUGCAGAUAAAGAACUGUUGCAGUUGCUGGACAUGAAGAUCUUUGUGGACACAGACUCUGACAUCCGCCUGGUGCGCCGAUUGAGGAGGGACAUUACAGAAAGGGGCCGAGAUAUCGAGGGGGUCAUCAAGCAGUAUAACAAGUUUGUUAAGCCAGCUUUUGAACAAUACAUUGAGCCUACCAUGCGACUGGCUGAUAUCGUGGUGCCACGUGGAGGUGGCAACAUGGUGGCAAUCGACUUGAUCGUACAGCAUGUUCACAGUCAGUUGGAGGAGAGGAAACUUCGCUGGGAUAUGGCAGCCCUGGCUUCUGCACACCAGGCCCAACCCCUCCCCCAGACCCUCAGCGUUCUGGAGAGCACACCUCAAGUCAGGGGCAUGCACACCAUCAUCAGAAACAAGGAGACCAGUCGCGAUGAGUUCAUCUUUUACUCUAAGAGGUUGAUGCGGCUGCUGAUUGAGCGAGCCCUCUCCUUCCUCCCCUCACAGGUCCACAUAGUGCAGACCCCCCAGGGAGAGGAUUACGAAGGCAAGACUUUCCACGGAAAGAGGAUCACAGGGGUGUCCAUCCUGAGAGCCGGGGAGACCAUGGAGCCGGCUCUGAGGGCCGUAUGCAAAGACGUCCGCAUCGGCAAGAUCCUCAUCCAGACCAACCAGGACACUGGAGAGCCAGAGCUCCAUUACCUUCGUCUACCGAAAGACAUCAGUGAGGACCACGUGAUUCUAAUGGACUGCACUGUGUCCACUGGAGCUGCUGCCAUGAUGGCCGUGCGAGUCCUGCUGGAUCAUGAUGUUCAAGAGGACAAGAUCCUGCUGGUUUCUUUGCUCAUGGCUGAAAUGGGAGUCCAUUCUGUUGCUUACGCGUUCCCGCAGGUCAAAAUCAUCACCACGGCUGUCGACAAGAAAGUCAACGAUCUCUUUCACAUCAUACCUGGAAUAGGAAACUUUGGAGAUCGGUAUUUUGGAACAGACGCACCGCCUGACUGGAGUGAUGAAGACAUGGAUGAGCCCAGUUACUAAAUCAAUUGCUGUCAGUUGACUUACUUUUUGAGAGUCAGGGCUGUGCUCCUGGACGAUAUGAAGACAUACCAUUUGCCCCCGUAUGGCUGCUGUUGAAAAAAAAAAAGACUAAAGAGAAGAAAAAUGUUGCUUAUUUGUAUC
Messenger RNA from Pundamilia nyererei, 4290 nucleotides. RefSeq names its product uridine-cytidine kinase 1-like 1b (gene uckl1b). The record is from RefSeq and is a predicted model, not a curated record. Gene Ontology annotation, molecular function: kinase activity; ATP binding. NCBI's taxonomy places the organism in Eukaryota, Metazoa, Chordata, Actinopteri, Cichliformes, Cichlidae. The coding region runs from base 2542 to 4149 and encodes 535 amino acids. The transcript is spliced from 15 exons.